GACCUUUUGGUCUUAUUCAUGGCCUGGUUAGGCUUUAUAAGAGAAGUCAGCAGGAUGGGAAAGCACUGAAGAUCUGACGACUACUGAGUGAUGAGUAUGAUGGCAGUCAUACGGCGUGGUGUGUGGGCUUUAUUGCUCUGGCCCUAUCUGCUUACCGGCAGCCUCCCACUGGACUGUAAAGAAGAUCACGGUAGCUUCUCCCGCUGCCCCUCCAUCUCCCAGGAGAAACUUCUCGACCGGGUCAUCCAGCAUGCUGAGCUUAUCUACCGUGUCUCCGAAGAAUCUUGCUCCUUGUUUGAGGAGAUGUUUGUUCCGUUCCCAUUGCAGCUCCAGAGAAACCAAGCUGGCUAUGCGUGCAUAACCAAAGCCUUACCCAUCCCCAGCUCCAAAAGUGAAAUCCAACUGAUAUCUGAUAAAUGGUUGCUCCACUCAGUGCUGAUGCUGGUCCAGUCCUGGAUCGAACCUUUGGUUUACCUGCAGGCUACACUGGAUCGCUACGAUGGUGCUCCGGACAUGCUGCUUAACAAAACCAAGUGGGUGUCUGAGAAACUGAUCAGUCUGGAGCAGGGGGUGGUGGUUCUCAUCAAAAAGAUGUUGAAUGAGGGAAUGACAACCACAGCCUACAGUGAUCAAGGCCUCCUCCAGUAUGAUGUGCAGCCAGAGAUGCUGGAAUCUGUUAUGAGAGACUACACUUUACUGAGCUGCUUCAAGAAGGAUGCCCAUAAGAUGGAGAUUUUUCUGAAGCUUCUCAAGUGUAGACAAACUGACACAUACAACUGUGAAUAAAACAUGAAGUGCAGCUUUUAAAUAAUACAGUGUUUAGCCUUAAAUGAAUUUCUAAGGUUGGUAGCCGUCCACUUAUAGAUAUGACCAUGCCUUAGGCGAUUCAGCUUCGCUUGCGAUGCAGCACAUUCGUUAUUGAUUGUUUUGGAACACCUUCACACAAAACUAAGUAGGUGUAAUACUGUGCCCUUUCUUCAACAUACUGCAUUUUAAAUUCUCCUGUUCAGUUGUUAUUUUAACCUGGCAAAGGCAGCAGAGGGCAAACUCCCGAAAGAUUAUUUG
Molecule: messenger RNA, 1065 nt
Organism: Notolabrus celidotus (New Zealand spotty)
Lineage: Eukaryota; Metazoa; Chordata; Actinopteri; Labriformes; Labridae
Gene: smtla
Product: somatolactin alpha
Exons: 5
Coding region: 91-786 (231 amino acids)
Biological process (GO): positive regulation of receptor signaling pathway via JAK-STAT; growth hormone receptor signaling pathway; animal organ development
Cellular component (GO): extracellular region
Molecular function (GO): growth hormone activity; growth hormone receptor binding
Source: RefSeq, a predicted model, not a curated record